Candidozyma duobushaemuli is the source of this 1038-nucleotide messenger RNA. Its product is annotated as D-mandelate dehydrogenase-like dehydrogenase. Gene Ontology annotation, cellular component: cytosol. NCBI's taxonomy places the organism in Eukaryota, Fungi, Ascomycota, Pichiomycetes, Serinales, Metschnikowiaceae. The record is from RefSeq and is a predicted model, not a curated record. Gene Ontology annotation, molecular function: NAD binding; hydroxypyruvate reductase [NAD(P)H] activity; glyoxylate reductase (NADPH) activity. The transcript has a single exon. The coding region runs from base 1 to 1038 and encodes 345 amino acids.
AUGACUGCCGAAAAACCCAUUGUGCUUAGACUCGGAAAGUGGCCCUUUUCCAAUGAAAAGUGGGACAAGUUGAAAGAAAUCGCUACUGUGGUGGACAGUGAAGCCAAGAACAGAGAAGACUUUUUGAAGGAGCUCAAGACAAAACACAGCAACGUGACUCACGUGGUUCGUACUUUCCCCAGUGUGGAGCAAACGGGGCGUUUUGACUCUGAAAUCAUCAGCGCCUUGCCUGACUCUGUUGUGGCUGUUUCCCAUAAUGGCGCUGGUUAUGACCAGGUUGAUCCACAGCCUUUGACAGACAGAAACAUUCAGCUUUCCAAUGUCACCACUCCUGUGGAGGCUCCUACGGCGCUUACGGCGGUGUACUUGACUCUUGCUACAAUGAGAAAGUACCAAAUUGGCCACGACUCCUUGGUUCAGGGUAACUGGACCAACCCGGACAUUGGCAGAGGCGUCAAAUUGGGCAAGGACCCUGAGGGACAGACUGUGGGUAUUUUGGGCAUGGGCGGAAUUGGCCGUGCUAUUAGAGACCGUUUGCAGCCAUUUGGGUUUGAGAAGAUCUUGUACUACAAUCGUUCCAGACUCGAUACUGAAUUGGAGAAGGGCGCUGAAUACGUGGGAUUCGACGAGUUGUUGGCUCAGAGCGAUGUGUUGGUUGUGUCUGUGCCAUUGAACCCCAAGACUCGUCAUUUGAUCAACAAAGAGGCCAUUUCCAAGAUGAAGGACGGCGUGAUCAUCAUCAACACCGCUAGAGGCGCUGUCAUUGACGAGCAGGAGCUCAUUAACGAGUUGAAGCUGGGUAAGGUUGGUGCUUUUGGUGCUGAUGUUUUCGAGCACGAGCCAGAGGUUCCUAAGGACUUGUACGAAUUGCCUAACGUUGUUUCCUUGCCACACAUGGGUACCUGGACGACGCAGGCGCUCAAGAACAUGGAGGACUUUACGGUCGACAAUGUGGAGCACCACAUCAGAACAGGCGAGCUUUUGACGAUUGUGCCUGAGCAGAAGGGCCACGAUUUCAAGCACUCUGCGUGGGUUUGA